AUGCAGGUUGAACGGCUUAGUUGGAGUGAACUGGUACCUCACAUAGGAAUAGAAGAGGUUAACGACGAGCUCGAUAAGCGAACUACCAGAAUAUUUGACGAUUUACGUCAAGUGGCCUCCGUUUGCAACGAAGAUGGAACUUUAAUUGUAAGACUAAAAGCACGGAAAAAUGAAUUUAUUUUGGCACGCGAUCAAUAUCUCAGGACAGUUCUACAUCUUGCAGCCGGCAUUGGACACACAAGACUUUUAAAGUGUUUGGUACACGCAGGAGCACCUAUAAAUGUUCGUGACGGAAUUGGCCAGACUGCUCUAACUAUAUCGCUUCACAAAAAUAAUGAUGCAGCGAGUGUCUUUCUUAUCGAAAGUGGCGCUUGUGUUCAGGAAUACUACUACGAAAAUACUGUUUCUCCACUGGCAAUUGCAAAGUUGCACAAAAAUGAUAUCGUCGAAUUUCUGGAGAAACGUAUCGGAGACGAAAAAAGAGUGUUAGAUCACGUUUCUAAAUUUUUUCCUAAGAAAAUUUCUGGUUCACCCGUGGAUAUGAAUGUUGAUCAUGUCAACCAUAAAGAGAAUUUUUCACGUGCACUGAACAUAAACAUUGGUGACCAAAAAAACACGGUGACUGUUAUUGGUUGUGCUAACGCUUGCCCUGAUAUUUAUGGUUGCCACACCCCAGGUACGGGAGAUUUUCAUAAUCGCGGAUACCUUAAUGAGACAGUGGCCAGAAUAGGAGGGCAAGGAGGUUUUUGGCAUGUUGUCGAAAACGUUAUGAAGAGACCAACAGUUAACCCGACGUCCUUCAAGCAAAAAUUCAAGGACAACAAUUAUAACAAUAACGAGGAGGCACUAUACGACUACGAGGACGGAUUGAGUAUCGCUAUGAUUAAAGAAUUUGAAAAAUCCUCCUUUUUUCCAAGUAAGUCCGAUCUGGCUUCUUGUCUUCUUAAAACUGGUAACCACAAUAACGUUUUAUUGUCAAAGUUUAAAGAGUGGCAGGAAAGCUCAAAAGGAGACGCGAUAUUUAACUACCAAGUAAAUCUUGUAAAUGAUCUUAUUCCACUAAGCCGAUGGUACAAAGAAUCGAUUAGAAAUGGUAAUGGUCACGCAAUCGAGGCUGUGUGGAUGCUCUGUCCCGAGUUAUAUGCCCAAAUAGGAAAGACAAACUAUAGGGAUGAAAGCUUAAUUCAUAUUGUAAAUUUCGCUACUAAAUGGCCAUUAGCUUACAGAAAACUGUUUCAGAGAAAUAGAACAGUAAAUAUAGAAGGAAUACAAGGGAAACAACUCGCAGAUGACGAGUGGGUUGAAGACCAUCUUGUUUACCCAGUGAAAAAGUAUGCCAAAGGCCAAACGUCGUUCUCCGUUUUAGAAAUGAUGUCAUGCAGUUCAAAUUUGUUGGAGCUGGAUAGAAAGAUGUAUAAAUCCCGCGAGGCGUUCAACAUUCACAGAACAAGAAGGCACUGUACACCCCCGUCACUGUAUGACCAACUAAAGGUAGCCCAGUUUGCUUCAAAGGAAGAGUGGUUUGUGGAUAAAGGCCAUCCUGUGGUUUAUAAAUACGCUUGGGGUGAGAAUACGUUAAAGGGAGGAGAAGCAGUUUCAUCCAGAUCCAUUGACGCUAGAACGAAGGGAAAAGAAAAACUACAGUUAGAAUUUCUUUCCUUUCUUCACAGAAAAUUCCCAAAUGAAAUGAAGUAG
Molecule: messenger RNA, 1695 nt
Organism: Paramuricea clavata
Lineage: Eukaryota; Metazoa; Cnidaria; Anthozoa; Malacalcyonacea; Plexauridae
Source: the annotation of a GenBank genome assembly